This is a messenger RNA of Stegastes partitus (bicolor damselfish), 5626 nucleotides long. RefSeq names its product apoptotic peptidase activating factor 1 (gene apaf1). The record is from RefSeq and is a predicted model, not a curated record. Gene Ontology annotation, cellular component: apoptosome. Gene Ontology annotation, molecular function: protein binding; ADP binding. Lineage: Eukaryota; Metazoa; Chordata; Actinopteri; Pomacentridae. The coding region runs from base 162 to 3938 and encodes 1258 amino acids. Gene Ontology annotation, biological process: regulation of apoptotic process; apoptotic signaling pathway. The transcript is spliced from 27 exons.
UAUAGCAUUGACACUGAGGACCAAACUGUCAAUUUACUCAUUUGAAUCUUUAAAACGUGACUUUACUUUACAGCCAGACACUGUUCAACAAAUAUCGGCCUCGUUAAACAAAAGAAGAUAUUCCGCAUCGAGAUCGUGCAUGGUUGGUGUGUUGUGCAGAGAUGGCGCUGGAGGAAGGGGCGCGGAGCUGUCUGCUGCGCUUUCGCCACAGACUGGAGCAGGACAUCAAAGCCGGCUACCUGAUGGACCACAUGAUCAGUGACGGUGUGAUGACUGUGGAUGAGGAGGAGAAGAUCAGGAUUAAGCCCACCAGAAAGGAUCAGGCUGCAGCCCUGCUGGAACUCUUACUGAUGAAAGACAAUCGUGCCUACAUCUCUUUCUACAACGCCCUGGUCAAGGAGGCAUACGAUGAUUUGGCACAUAUGCUCCACGGCGACCUACCGUGCGUUGUACCUGAUGCACAUAAGAGCUCCUCUGAUAGCCUUACAUCUUAUGUCCAGACGGUGCUUAGUGAAGGCGGAGUGCCACAGAGGCCCGUGGUGUUUGUCAGCAGACCAGAGCUGGUGAACCGGGUCAGGGAGAAACUGUACCGGCUCCAGAAGGAUACUGGCUGGGUCACGGUCUUCGGCAUGGCCGGCUCGGGCAAGUCUGUCCUCGCUGCCGAGGCUGUCAGACACCAUGGACUCAUCGAAGACUGUUUUCCUGGAGGUAUCCACUGGCUGGCCAUUGGUCAGCUGGACAAGCCGGACCUGCUGGUGAAGAUGCAGUCAUUGUGUUUUCGUCUGGAGCAGGGCCUGGAUUCCCAGUCCCUCUCCAGGCCCCCCACCUCUCUGGAUGAAGCCAAGGAGCGUCUGCGCUUCCUCAUGCUGCGGAGAUAUCCCAGAUCUCUGCUGAUUCUAGAUGACAUCUGGGAUAGUACAGUGCUGAAGGCGUUUGAUAUCCACUGUCGGAUACUUCUAACCACCAGAAAUAGAAGCCUUACUGACACUGUUAGCGGUGCUAAACAUGAGGUGGGAGUGCAGAGUGGUCUGGAUGAAAACAAGGGGCUGGAGAUCCUUGCUCUGUACACUAAAAUUAAGCCUCACGGGCUUCCUGAGGAGGCUCGCAGCAUCGUAAGAGAGUGUAAAGGCUCCCCUCUGGUGGUGUCUCUGAUUGGGGCUUUGCUCAAAGACAAACCCAACCGUUGGAGCUACUACCUCCGCCAGCUGCAGCAGAAACAGUUUAAACGUAUUCGGAAGUCGUCAUCUUACGACUACGAUGCCCUGGAUCAGGCCAUGGCCGCGAGCAUUGAGGUCCUACCUGACGAGCAUCGAGAGCUCUACAAGGACUUAACUGUGCUGGAGAAGGACAUCAAAGUCCCUGCUAAGGUGCUGUCUGUUCUGUGGGAUCUGGAGCCGGAGGAGGUGGAGGACAUUCUCCAGGAGUUUGUUGACAAGUCUCUGCUUUUUGUGGACAGUCACAACAAACCCUACCUGUACUACCUUCACGACCUCCAGCUGGACUUCCUCGUGGAGCAGAAUCGAACCCAGCUCGAGAUCCUUCACAGUAAGGUGGUGAAUCAGUACCAACAGCACUACAGAGAUGGUCCUCCCACCUCAGGAGAUGAGGAAUGUCUCUACUGGAUCAGAUUCUUGACCUACCAUAUGGCCAAAGCCAACCUCUCACAGGAGCUGUACUCCCUCAUGUUCUCUCUGGAUUGGAUCAGCACCAAGGCCCAGAUAAUGGGUCCAGCUCACCUCAUCAAUGACUACAUGGAGUAUGGAUCCAUUCUGGACAAAGAGAACAGCGAAGUGCGAAGUCAGUUCCAGGAGUUUCUGUCUCAGAACGGCCACCAGCUGGAGGAGCGUCCUUUCCCUGACGUUGUGCAGCUCGCUCUGUCUCAGCCACACAACUCUGAGGUGCACAGACAGGCCCGGCUACAGGCUCAGGACCGGACCAGCGCUGGGAAACUCUACUUUGAUCUAGUGAAUAAGAGCAGCGUAGAGAAUCUGUCCCGUUUGGUGAUCCACCCCCACCAGGGCUCCAUCUACUCUGCCUGCUUCUCUCAUGAUGGAACCAAAAUUGCCUCUUGUGGAGCAAGCAAGACACUCAAGGUGUUUAAAAGUACCUCGGGCGAGAAGCUCACAGAGAUUCAGGCCCACGAAGACGAAGUGCUUUGUUGUGCCUUCUCCCCUGAUGACCAUCUCCUAGCAACCUGCUCUACUGACAGGAAAAUCAAGGUGUGGAACGCAGAGCGCGCCAUGCUACUGAGGGUUUUUGAGGAGGAGCACGAGGAGCAGAUCAACCACUGUCAGUUCACCAACACAACUCAGCGCCUCCUGCUGGCCACAUGCUCCAACGACGAAUUCAUGAACGUUAAGCUGUGGAACCUCAACAAACCGUCCUCCCAGAACACCAUGUUCGGGCACUUUGCGCCCGUCAGCCACUGCUGUUUCUCCCCUGAUGACAGUUAUUUGUCCACUUCCUCCAACGAUGGCACCGUUAAGCUAUUUCAAGUGUCGUCUGCCAACGAGUGGAAGACAAUCGGUGUGAGGGACUUGGUUACAGAGAGCGAUGAAGAGGUCCUCGUCAAGUGCAGCACCUGGACCGGAGACGGGAAACGCAUCAUAUGUGCAGUCAGAAAUGCUGUUCUGGUGUUUGACGUGGAGACAUCAGACAUGUUGUUGGAGAUCAGGACCAGUCGCCUGAGCACGGUGCAGUACUGUGACGCCUGUCCCACCACGAACCUGCUGGCCAUCGCGUUUUCAAAUUAUACCGUGGAGCUGUGGGAUCUUGAGGCCAAUAAGAAGAUGGCCGACUGCAGCGGUCACCUCAGUUGGGUCCAGCGUGUCCAGUUUUCUCCCGACGGGUCGCAGCUGCUCUCCUGCUCUGACGACCAGACUGUGAGGCUGUGGGAGACUAAUAAGGUUCACACAUCCUCAGCAAUCUGCCUGAAGAGAGAUUCUGACGUUCUCUUCAAUGGUGAGGAAAUCAUCGUGUCAGCUGCAGACAACUGCAACAGACUGCAGGUGCGUGAUGGCAGAACGGGAUCGGUGCUGUUCCAGUCAGAGGAGAAAUCAUCCAGGAUUAGGUGUACCUGUAUGUGCAGGCAGCCCUCUGCUGUGGUCCUGGGCCAGGAGGACGGCACUGUGCAGGUGUUGGAGGUGCCCUCUGGGAAGCUUCUGGCUACUCUGCUGGGACACACCAAGACUGUGCUGCACUGCCAGUUCAGCCAGAACGGCCAGACGCUCCUCACAUCCUCUGAGGACGCCACCAUAAGGGUGUGGAGGUGGCAAUCAGGUGAGUGUAAAGUACUUCGGGGUCACAAGGAGCAAGUCAGAUGCUUCUCUGUCCUCUCCGACGCACCAAACAACUCCAGACUGCUGUCCUGGUCCUUCGACGGUACUGUGAAGGUGUGGGACACGGAGAGCGGGGAGAUACUGCAGGACAUCGAGGCUCAUCCAGGAACUAUUCUGGCCUGUCAUGUCUCGCCAGACGGAUGCCUCUUUGCCACCACCUCUGCUGACAAGACUGCUAAGUUGUGGCACUGUGAGUCCUGGCAGUGUGUCCACACAUUGAACGGUCACCAAGACUGCGUCCGAAGCUGCCGAUUCUCAUGGGACAGCCAACGCCUCGCAACAGGAGAUGACAACGGAGAGAUCCGGCUCUGGAGCGUCAAGGAUGGCUCUUUACUGAAGAUUUGUUCCCGGGACACUAAGGACGGCAUGGACUCGCUCCACGGAGGCUGGGUGACGGAUCUGCACUUCUCCCCUGAUAACUCUCUUCUGGUCUCCACUGGAGGCUACAUCAAGUGGUGGAACGUGGAGAAAGGAGAAGCCCUGCAGACCUUCUAUCCGACGGGAAGCGCUUUGAAGAAGAUCCACGUGUCAUCAGACUUCUCCACCUUUGUUACCAUCGACAACAUCGGCAUCCUGUACAUCCUCCAGAGGGUGGCGUGAUGACGACGCUGCCAAAGCAGCUCGAAAAAAACACCGCUAUCCAGCCAAAUCCUACAGUUCCUUGCAAUAAACGUCAGUGUUAGGAAAUAUAUGCAGAAGUGGGCGUGUUUGGUUGCAUUAAGGACACCUGCAGAAGGUUAAACUGAGAGCUGCUGCCUUCCAGAGUCAACAAUGUUAAACAUACACAUACAUUUUAAGUUCUGUGGGGACAAAUGUCUCACGUUAUAUGAAAGUGCAGAUGCAACAUAAAGCUUCUGCUUCCAUCUGUGUGUUUUACACAUGAAGACAGUAAAUGCAAAUACUAAGGUUGUACAUAAAAUAGAGUCAAAUAUGUUAUAAAAACAACGAGAGGUGCAUUAAAAAGCAACACAUUCACUAAAAAGAAAAAAAAAAAAGCCAACGAUCCUGCUGAUCAGGAUCAAGCACAUCUUUUCAGUCAUCGCUAAUUAGUAGAUGAGCAUCAAAAGACUAAGAAGAUGUGAUUGUUGCAUCAAUUAAAAUGUGAAUAAUCAGCAUUACUGCAUGUGAUGUGAGAGACGCUGCAUGUGAGCGAUACAAGCUAUCAUGCACGUCUGCUGGUCUGUUUGAUGUCAUGAAGUGCAUUAGAUUCGUCUGUUCAUGUGAUGUUGUUGAACUGUUUUCUCUUCAUAUUUGCAUUUGUGGGCAGUUUUUUUGGGGUCUGAACUUCUUCUUCAGUAAAAACAAAAACAGUUUUGCACUUUUUUUUUUACACUGCAGCCUUAGCGUGAAUGGGAAUUCUGUGGGUACUAGUUUUGCGUGAAUGCUUUCUCAAUCCACCAGCAAAUAGACAACUUUUGGUGCACUUUGAUGAGUAUAAGUACAGCAUGGUGAAGUUUUAAUGAUGUAACAAAAGCCUGUGAGAAUGUGUGCGUCAGCUGUUCUUAGAUAAAAGGUAAAUAUUUUCUACAAAAAGACAGAAAAUGACAGCAUGUGAUUUAUAACUUCUAAUCAAUUUCCACUUGCUAAUGUUAAAAAGUGCUUUUUAAAAUUUUGUACCAGUCCCUUAUUACGGUAUCCUUUUAACUCUACAUACCAUUUUUCGGAACACUUUUACCAGCAAGUUGUCUUACUACUGAGCCUUUUCCUGUUCUGAGCACUUUGAAGCAGGAGUUACAAUCAUUCAGGAAGCUUUUGUUGAUGUUCAGACGCAGAUCCUCCUUUUAAGUGCUUCUACUUCUUUUUAAGAUUCAUUUUUGGGCUUUUUAUUUGAUGUGACAGGGAAGAGAGAAAGGAAACUUGGAGAGAGAGAGAGAGUGGUGGAAUGACAUGCAGCACAUGGUUCUGUCAACUGGGAAUCAAACCAGGGAUCUGCUGCUUGUGGCGCUUGUGUCCAUAUGGUACACGCCCGAACCACUCCACAACCAGGUCGCCCUUUCGUUCUUAUCCUUAACGCCAGAUCCGGGAGGAAAUAGAAGCACAAAAAAAUAAAAAAUAAAUAAGGAUGGAUUUCAUCAUUUCUAAACAAUACCAAUGGUGUCAUUUUCACAUUGUGCUCUUCCUGAUUGGUGCUUUAAAGUUAAAUUCAAUCAACAGACUUCUUCCCUGUGAGGACGUCUCUGGAAAACUUUUUUGCUGAUAAAUUGAUAUCUGCUCAGGUUGUAUUAAUACUGUUGUAUGGUGUGGUGAUAUGUGAGUCUAAUUUAUGGAUUAAACUUCAUACGCUGUGA